UCGUUAGAAAGACAGAGAAAGAUAGAAAACAGAAAAAGCAGAGAAAAACAGAGCAAUAUACAGAAUUUGAAAACAAAGUGAUCAUUGGGUGUUACCGUUUGAAAAAUAUGGAAGAAGUUGUGUUACUAAUCGAUGAUUUAAGGUUACUUUCUGGAAUUUCUCGCUGUAGAAUUUGCCAUGAAGAAGAGUUUGAAAGCUCCAAAGCCUUAGAAGCACCUUGUUCUUGUUCUGGAACUGUUAAGUUUGCUCAUAGAGAUUGCAUACAAAGAUGGUGUAACGAGAAAGGAAAUACAACCUGUGAAAUAUGUCUCCAGCAAUAUGAACCCGGAUAUACAGCUCCUCCUCCAAAGAAAUCAGAGAUAAAUGAUGAAGCAAUGUCCAUAAGGGGGGAGCAAGAAGCUUCAAACGCGAUAAGAGAAAGUGAGGUGGAAGGAAUUGUAAUAGAAAGUGAUUACUCGGAAUGCAGCUCUACCACUAACAGAACCGCGUUUCACUGUCGAUCAUUGGCAAUAGCUUUUACACUAGUGUUACUAGUAAGACAUUGUUUGGUAGUGCCCACAAGUGGAACCGAAGAUUAUCCAUUUACACUUCUUACCGUCAUUGUUCUAAAGGCUUGUGGAAUUAUUAUACCCAUGUACAUAGUUACUAAGACAAUCGGAGCCAUUCUGAAUAGCAUUAGGCGCUAUCAAGGUUCUGACUACGACACAUCUCUCUCUGAAGAUGGCAGAAAUGAAGAGCAGGACGAAGAAAAUCUAAUACAUUCAUAGAUUAUUUACUUUCAAUGUUAGAGAGUAUCAUGAACGAUGCUCAUUUCAUAGGUUAUUUACUUCAAUGUGUAUCAGACAGUAUCAUGAAUGAUGAUGAUGCUCGCUCAAUUCCAAAAUUUUCUGGCAUGAUAUAGACAAUUGACUUCUGAUCAAAAUACAUUUUUAAUCUUCCCCUA
This is a messenger RNA of Medicago truncatula (barrel medic), 943 nucleotides long. RefSeq names its product E3 ubiquitin-protein ligase MARCHF7. The transcript is spliced from 6 exons. Gene Ontology annotation, biological process: protein ubiquitination. The coding region runs from base 108 to 767 and encodes 219 amino acids. Lineage: Eukaryota; Viridiplantae; Streptophyta; Magnoliopsida; Fabales; Fabaceae. Gene Ontology annotation, cellular component: membrane. The record is from RefSeq and is a predicted model, not a curated record. Gene Ontology annotation, molecular function: ubiquitin-protein transferase activity; zinc ion binding.